Messenger RNA from Macroventuria anomochaeta, 2291 nucleotides. RefSeq lists its product as uncharacterized. Gene Ontology annotation, molecular function: protein binding. NCBI's taxonomy places the organism in Eukaryota, Fungi, Ascomycota, Dothideomycetes, Pleosporales, Didymellaceae. The record is from RefSeq and is a predicted model, not a curated record. Bases 405 to 2162 code for a protein of 585 amino acids. The transcript has 3 exons.
CCGAUGCGCGGUACACCAGUCUCUUGCCCUGGCUAACGCAGACGCGCCGAACAGCUGUUUGUUUUCUCAGCCCUCUCCACAGGCUUAAGCCUACUUUGACAGCGCGAGAUGAUCGCACUUUGCGUGUAGGAUUUACAACUGCUUUCCAAGGCGCCACAAGUUUGCGGCGUGGCCCUUCGUUACGGGGCUUGUUGCCAGUUUUCCCGUGCGAGAACACUGUUAACGGCCACGAGGGCCGUCUCGCAGCCCUCAAACUUUGUGUAACCAUAUUGCUUGUUGCUAUCUAACGCGUCGCCGGUCGUCGCAACCCCGCCUGCCCUCGUGGACGCUGUUUCAGGCUUUGCUUAUCCCAACGUGCUCCUUAUACAUCAAUCGAAGCCUCAGGCCUCGCUCUGUCACGACAAAUGCCUCGCUCAAGCACAGUUGCGGCCAGAUGUGCUGCACUAAACACUUCGAUCGCUCAGGUUAUUCCGGAUAUCAGCAGCUUCGCGAGACAGGUGCGCGAAGCCAGGACCGACCUCAACGCUAUCAACAAUGAUCUGCAGAUCAUCAGAACCGGUCUUGGUGUUGCACAGGAUGACUUUUCGACAUUUGGCUCCAAGCUACCUACUGCACUUGUUGAUGCAUUCACCCAAAUUCUGGACUCCAGCGAUGACACCAGCGAGCGUUUGCACAAGACCUUCUUAAAGCUGUCAUGCAGUACCUCGCCAAAGGAUGAUUGGCGAACACUAAGAGACGGCACUCUCAUAAUUCUACGGCAAGACCUCGAGGCUUCGAGGAUUGUGCUCGACCUUGCUGUUGAUUAUCUCUCAUUAUUCGGUCGCACUGACACCAUAGACUCGCUCGACUCACUCAUUGAAAGCUAUGUCAGUGGUCUGACUGAGUCGACCAACGAGCUCUUGAAGCGUACUGAUAUGGAAGAGAUCCAUGUCAAUCAACUUGCCAGAGAAAGGCUCAAAUCGUUACUGCAAGCAGUUCGUCUACUUCGAUCGUGUAUCACAGCCCUAUCCCGAGAAGGAGUAUCACCGGUAUCAAGAACUUCUGGGCCUGAGCGAAGAACGACCACACCAAGGCCCGAUUCACUGGAACCAUCGUUAGGCGAGUCACGCCGCAGUGGAAGUGGCAGGAACAGCCCUUCGCAACAGUCGAUAUCAACCAAAUCCUCAGAUAAGGGAAUUGGAGCAUGGCUUGCAGAUGUUCCUUGUCAUCAAGAUGCUCAGCCACUAACACACUCAAUGAUCAUCAAAGUCACCGACGACAGGUCACACUCCAGAGCAACGUCCCACAUCAACUUCCCGUCCUCCCGUGGUACAUUCUACACAGACGAUGGCGUCUCAUCAAGUCGCACUCUAGUCGCUCCUGAGUCCAGGGAGUCGAGACUCAAGAAAUCGCAGAGCUGGUGCUCAGAAGCAUCGACCCGACUUGACGUCAAGAUGAAAGCAAAGGCAAAGACAAGACUAGCUCGAGAGUAUUCACCAACGGUGUCAAGCUCAGACGUCUCCAUCAUCCACAAGAGAAUAACAUCAGACAAAAUCGCCGUAGCCAAAGGCAACCGAAAAGAUCUCGACAUCGGCUCUCGCGUCGGCGUUGACCGCAUCCUCGCCAACAUCCCCUCAGACGCCACAUCCGCCGAAGUCGAGCGCGUCCUUUGGGAAGGUGCAAACCCCAUGGUUGUCCACCCCGAAUACGGAUUCUUCUUCAUCCGCGCCGCGCACGAAAUGUCCUCCGACAUACUCCGCGUACUGGUGGAAUACGGCGCCGACAUUACUCGCACAACAUCCACCCGGUACUACUCCGCGAUGCACGCCGCGGUGCUAGGCGGCCAGCUCGAAAUCGUGAAAAGCCUUACCUCCCUGGGUCAUUCCAUCGACGCCACCAAUAACCUCGGUGAAACGCCGCUGCACCUCGCCGCACGGACGCCUGGUGCGAAUCUUCGCGAGAUUGCAAAGUUUCUGGCGGAUAAAGGCGCGGAUGUUAAUCAUGAGGCGAACGAUGGGAACACGCCGCUGCAAAUGGCGCUAACGGCGAAGAGACUGGAGGGCAGGGAGAGGAGUUUGAUGAUUGAGUUGUUGUUGAGUUAUGGGGCGGAGGGCGAGUUGAAUCAGGAUUUGGAGGGGCGAAGGAGUAAUUCCAAAGGGUUGAAGGUUAUGGGGAUUACUUGACUUUGGAGGCUGGGGAGCUUGCACUUGCAUUUGCAUUUUGGGAUUGGGGAUAGACACUUUUGUAUAAUUUUUUUAUUAUUGGUGGGAUUUAGAUACUCGCCUGGCUGCGAGGAUCAAGAUUCGUCUACA